Messenger RNA from Exophiala dermatitidis NIH/UT8656, 4468 nucleotides. Its product is annotated as phosphatidylinositol-bisphosphatase. Gene Ontology annotation, molecular function: phosphatidylinositol-4,5-bisphosphate 5-phosphatase activity; protein binding. The record is from RefSeq and is a predicted model, not a curated record. Gene Ontology annotation, biological process: phosphatidylinositol dephosphorylation. The transcript has a single exon. Bases 473 to 4237 code for a protein of 1254 amino acids. Lineage: Eukaryota; Fungi; Ascomycota; Eurotiomycetes; Chaetothyriales; Herpotrichiellaceae.
CCGGUGUGACGGUGGGAGACGCACGACGAUCAAACAAGUCAAUCAUCCUCCGCCGCCGCCAUUCCCCUCAGGACGCCUGCGACGCUGUUGACAUAUUUAUUCCUUUCUCUUUCGGGUUGAACCUCGCUCCUUUUGGCGACAGUAGCGGUCACCUAUCUGUACUCUACUAGUCUGUGCCUCCGCUCCUGAUCACCGCGCAAUUCCUAGUGGCCGUCAACCUUGAAGCCUACCCUCACCAACUGUACCUCUAGGCCUGGCUCCCUACCAUCCUUCCAACUCGCGUAACAGCAACUCUUUCACGAUCCUUUGCCUCCCGACCCUCUCGCACUUGUCCCAGGACCUCUCCGCCCCUCCGUCAUUCACCCGCGCCCAUUCAGCAAUGGUCCGGAGCAUAUGACACAAUAGCACGAAUUGCGCCUCCCAGAUUCUCUCGCGGACGCUGGGCAUACAGUGUCGAGGAUGACUCGCCGUCAUGGCAGGAAAUCUGGAGCAAGGAACAGAUGCGGGCUCUAUACAACCUGUGUCUUCUCUACGGUCACACUUCGAAGGGCUCAAGGCCAGCCAAAGUCAACAGGAUGAACGGGGAAGCAUUCCUGUGUCUCCACAUACCUUGAAGCCCACCAGCGGACAGUCUCCCGUCCCGACUCUGCGAGCCUCCCUGGAUUUACCUAGACCAAUAUCACCAUGGACAGGAGGAGGAAGCCUGAGCUAUGGCGGGCCACCAACACCCAUUCAGAUGACUGAUUCUCCGCCCAAACCAGGCCACAAAAGACCCAUGUCGAUGCUUGUUCAGUCUUCUCCUCAACUUACGCCGUCGGUCAAAGUGGACUCCCCGAGGUCCCCUCCGCGAACAUACUUCGAGCGGAGUGCUUCCAGGUCGCCCGAGCAGGUCGACAACACACCAUUUGCGAAAGUGCGCGAACUUAUCUCUCAGCAUUCUAGCGCAUCCUCGACCCGUCCACCCACUCCGCGGGCAGUAAGCGGAGAUCGUUCGAGCACCUUGCGGCUUGUAAGAAAUGAUAGUGUGCCCGGGGAAGGUCCAGGCUCCAAGUCACCAGCCCGUCCUCCGCCCGUCAACCGAGCAGAGAAACCAAAGAUACCUUCGAAACCGAGCGCGAUUUCUAUGCCGGCUGGUCUCGGGCUAAAUCCGAACGCUCGCAGGCCUUCAGUUGAAUCUCGAGUCUCUCCAUUCAGUACACCCCCUAGCAGCGAGGAGAAUUCACCAUCACAGAGCCCCAAGAUAAAACGCAACAGCCAAACUGCCGAGUCACUGCCUACACCUAACCGAGUAAUAGCGUCUCCCGCUCCGUUCGCGCCCACAGAGGAAGGAUAUGUCCGGCAAAACGAUGCUCGGUUCAUGGGCUUUUCAGCUCGGCCGCCCGCAGCAGAGAGAAGAGACUCAAGGACGCUAGGUUUCCCAACACCGGAUCCGCGACCGCCAAGUCGAGGUUCGACCUUACCCACGAGGGCCAGUACGGUCUCAGAGAAGCCGUCUAGAGAUCCUCGUGAUUUUGGUCUCUCAACGGGCACCCCAACUCCACGUCACGUCUCUGAGACGAUUCGGUCUACUCCUUCGACCCCACCUGUACAGCCUCCUCGCCCUAUUCCCAUCCGCGACGCCCGCACAUUGGGCUUCUCCGCUCAGCACGCCCCUGAUAAUGAUUCAAGCGGUGAUGAGGUGCGACCUGGAUUGCCGCCUAGACGGAACAUGCAACCUCCGCCCCGCCCCUCUAACGAAUCCAAGAACAACACCAUAAGAACUGGUGCUCCAACUUCCCAUCCGCCGGUGCCAGAUCGAUCUCAGAAAGUCACUCCUAACCCCUCGGUGUCCCGCGCGCCUACAUUACCAAUAGAGACACGGUUUCCUCCGCCACCAAAGCGAGCCAGUAUUGAUGAAACUGAGAACGCAUUGGCGACAAGGGUUCCUAGAGCCCAAACCUUCGCAGGAGACGCCCAAAAUCGUCCUCCGGUUAGGGUGACCGCGCCCGACUCUGAUGAUGCAGAAGAAGUGGCGGAAGAACCCAAAGUUGCGAAAUCGGAAUAUCCCGAUUCCACGCAUACGAACCGGCGACCACCGCGCUCAAAAGCUGGUAUAUGGGAGAUCAGUACCAAAUCCGAUUCGCGAACUAUGGAAGUAUGUGGCCGAUACCUGUGCACAGCCGGAUACACCACUCGCGUGUUUGACAUGUCCUCGGGUGAACAAAUCAUGAGCAUUAACCAUGGUGAAACGGUCAAAGUCUCAGCAGCAGUGUUCAAGCCUGCCGUGGACCUCGCCAAUGAAGGCUUCCGGUUGUGGCUUGGUACGAACACAGGUGAUUUGAUGGAAGUAGACGUGGUCUCUCACACCAUCAUGACUACAAACACCUCCCACAACCGGCGGGAGAUUGUUCGCAUACUGCGGAAUCGGAGGGACUUGUGGACGCUUGAUGAUGAUGGCAAGCUUUUCGUCUGGGAAGCUGACGAAACCGGCGUGCCGAACUUGAAAUAUAGCCACGGCUCUCACAAAGUGCAAAAGGGACAUUCAUGCUCUUUGGCAAUUAAUGGGCAGCUCUGGCUGGCUUGUGGCAAGGAAAUCCGCGUUUAUAACCCCGGCAAUGACAACUCGUUCAAUGUCCUUAGCAAGCCACUGUCCCAGCCCGGUAAUCUAGACAUCACCUGCGGCACCUUCUCCAGUGAGCAGGGAGGAAGGGCGUACUUUGGGCAUAUUGACGGAAGAGUCAGCAUUUAUUCUACCAAGGACUAUUCGGCCAUCGCCAAUGUCAAAGCGAGUGAUUACAAGAUCAACAGCUUGUCAUUUGUGGGAGACAAACUGUGGGCCGCGUACAAGACAGGCAUGGUGUAUGUCUACGACACUUCGACCUCGCCAUGGAAGGUCAAGAAAGAUUGGAGAGCCCAUAACGGGCCGGCCACGGAUAUUAUCCUCGACCCCAGCAGUGUCUGGGCGUUGCAACGGUUGCAAGUCGCUACAAUCGGCCACGACAAUGUGGUAAGGUUAUGGGACGCGGCGCUGGAGGAUGACUGGAUCGAGGCGGAGAUGCAAGAACGAGAUGUCGAAUACUGCACAUUCCGAGAAGUGCGUGCGGCAGUUGUUACAUGGAACGUUGGAGCCUCGACGCCCUACGAUCUACGGAGCGAUUUCAUCGCCGAAGCGAUUCACGCGCGAGAUCCACCCGAGAUCCUUGUCUUUGGAUUUCAAGAAGUCGUCGACCUGGAAGACCGGGCGGUGACAGCGAAAAGCAUUUUGGGAUUCGGCAAGAAGAAGGACACGGUCAAGACGGAACAACAUCAGAGCCGAGUGUACCGCGAAUGGCGUGACUAUCUCAGCAAGAUGAUCAGCCGGUACACCAGCGACCGAUACGCAUAUUCGGAACUGCAAACGUCCAGCUUGAUCGGUUUGUUCCAAUGUGUUUUCAUUCGCCAGGAGGAGCGACCGCGAGUGCGCAACCUGCAAGCCGCGAGCAUCAAAUUGGGGCUGAAGGGCCAUUACGGUAACAAAGGAGCCCUUGUGACGCGGUUUUUUCUCGACGACAGCUCAAUCUGUUUCAUCAACUGCCAUCUAGCAGCGGGCCAAACCCAAACAUCGCACCGCAACAACGACGUGGCGAGUAUCUUGGAAGCCGAGGCUCUUGACCCCGAGCCGGACCCAGACAUCCGCAGUUCAUUGUACAUUGGCGGCGGGGACGGGACGCAGAUUCUCGACCACGAAAUCUGCAUUUUGAACGGCGACCUGAACUAUCGCAUCGACACCAUCCCCCGCGACACCGUCAUCAACAUGGUCAAACGCGGCGAAUUGUCCAAACUGCUCGAGCGGGACCAGAUGAUGGUUUCGCGCCGACGCGUGUCCGGGUUUCGUCUGUCUGCAUUCACCGAACUCCCCAUCACAUUCGCCCCGACGUACAAAUAUGAUGUUGGCAGCGACGAGUACGAUUCGUCCGAGAAGAAACGUGCCCCUGCAUGGUGCGACCGCCUGUUGUACCGCGGACCCGGCCGCGUCAAACAGAUCGAGUAUCGGCGCCACGAUGGCGUGCGGACCAGCGACCAUCGGCCUGUGAGCGGAUUGUUUAAACUUCGCGUCAAAACUAUUGAUCCGGUCAAGCGUCAGCGGGUCAAGGAGGACUGUUUUGCCAAGUUUGAAUCUGUCAAGCGUCGCAUGGCUGAGAAGGCGAGCGUCGAGUAUCUCGUUUCUGUGCUGGGGGUGUCGGAACAGGAGGCCAAACGGCUGCUUGGGGCGAAAUGAUGAAGAUGGCUGCGUGGUGAUGAUGGGUUGAUGAUGAUGAACACCAUGACUGCGAUGUUAAAUUCGCUUAAGAUAGGCUUGAAAUGCAGCACUGGCAGUAGAAACUUGAACCGGCGCGUUGAAUUGCAAAUCAAUGCAGCUGCUUUACUAGCUGUAGUACCUCAGGGAUAGUCGCUCAGAUGAAGUCCCUACAUGUAGAAUCAAGAAAUACACUAUGUGCGUACAGUACCA